AUGGCCUGGCUGGAACGUCAUGAGCCGUGGAUCGAUUGGAGAUCCAAAACUUUAGGCGCAACGCGCAAUGUUCCUAGCGAAGCUUUGGAGAGUCAUGAACCCACCUUCGCUAGAAAACAAAAGUGCUAUUGGCGCGAGCCAUUAACUGAUUCAGUUAGUGUGCUGGACAUUGGAGUGUCUGAGUUGAUAAACUCCGAUGUCAACAAUAAUAGUGUCGAGCAGAGCUCAAUGACACUUAGUGGAACGGCACGUAUUCCGUUGAGUGAUACUCAAAGUAAUAUUGAGACACUGGAUGUCGGUAAUGACAUCGGCUCUCGUAUAGAGCAAGUUAAGGUCGAUGACCUUGUUAGUAAUAUUGGCUGUAAAUGGGAUUUACUGGAUGUCGGUAAUGACAUCGGCUCUCAUAUAGAGCAAGUGAAGGUCGAUGACCUUGUUAGUGAUAUUGGCUGUAAAUGCGAUUCACUGGAUGUCGAUAAUGACAUCGGCUCUCGUAUAGAGCAAGUGAAGGUCGAUGACCUUGUUAGUGAUAUUGGCUGUAAAUGCGAUUCACUGGAUGUCGAUAAUGACAUCGGCUCUCGUAUAGAGCAAGUGAAGGUCGAUGACCUUGUUAGUGAAGUCACUGGUACUAGUGACCCACUGGGUGUCGGUAAUGACAUCGGCCCUCGCAUAGGGCAGGUAAACGACAAGGGGUCUGUUGACCUUGGGGAUGAUAAUAUCCCAAGUACUUUGAAGAGUACGGUCUCGUCAAUGAGACGGCAGCGUCGCCAGAUGGCGGCUGCGAGACGCAAAGCGUCUGUUUUAUCGCAUAGUAAUGUCAAUGACCAGUUGUACACCCUGGUCAACGGAGUGACAGGUGAUGUAGAUGGUGAGGUUGACCUUGAGGCCCUCCCGUCAUUAAAUGCUCUCUUAGAGCUAGACGAAAUGUCUGUGCAUGAAUUUCGUCAAGCCUUGAAGACUGGUAUUCUAUCCGAUAUGGUGGUCAUUCGACCUAACUCGAGCUGA
Peronospora farinosa is the source of this 1002-nucleotide messenger RNA. Lineage: Eukaryota; Oomycota; Peronosporomycetes; Peronosporales; Peronosporaceae. The record is from the annotation of a GenBank genome assembly.